Messenger RNA from Mizuhopecten yessoensis (Yesso scallop), 327 nucleotides. RefSeq names its product kinesin-like protein KIF16B. The annotation marks the transcript as partial. The record is from RefSeq and is a predicted model, not a curated record. Gene Ontology annotation, biological process: microtubule-based movement. Lineage: Eukaryota; Metazoa; Mollusca; Bivalvia; Pectinida; Pectinidae. Gene Ontology annotation, molecular function: microtubule binding; microtubule motor activity; ATP binding. The transcript is spliced from 4 exons.
GGACUGUUCAGCCAUGUUGACAACUUUGUGGACCAAGAAAAUCUGUCAUUCCAUGUUAAGAUCAGUUAUUUGGAAAUCUACAAUGAGAGGGUUCGAGAUUUACUGAGACCAUCUUUGCUUAAGAAAAAUGAGAAGUACACAUUAAAAGUACGGGAACACCCAAAGGAGGGACCAUAUGUUCAGGAUUUGUCAACACAUUUCAUCAAUGACAACCAACAGAUCCAGGCUAUUCUGGAGAGGGGCAAUGAAUACAGAACGACUGCAUCUACCUACAUGCAUGACCAUAGCAGUAGAAGUCACGCCAUUGUUACCAUAGAAUUCACUCAG